Messenger RNA from Penicillium canescens, 1737 nucleotides. RefSeq names its product putative MFS transporter. Gene Ontology annotation, molecular function: transmembrane transporter activity. The record is from RefSeq and is a predicted model, not a curated record. Gene Ontology annotation, biological process: transmembrane transport. The transcript is spliced from 3 exons. Bases 1 to 1737 code for a protein of 578 amino acids. NCBI's taxonomy places the organism in Eukaryota, Fungi, Ascomycota, Eurotiomycetes, Eurotiales, Aspergillaceae.
AUGAAUCGACAACGAGAAGCCGAAAAGGCUCUACACGAUCAAACCAACAUUUUACCAUUCGGGCAACUUAUGGUUGUCUUUACAGGCCUGGCAAUCUCAUUACUGAUUUGCAUGGUGGAUCAGAACGGUAUUAGUGUGACAUUACCAACAAUUUCACGCGAACUAAAUGCCGAGAAUACUAUCUCAUGGGCGGGAACUUCGUCGCUGAUUGCAAAUACCAUGUUCACUGUGCUCUAUGGUCGAUUGUCAGAUAUAUUUGGUCGAAAGAUUGUGUACAUCUCCGCACUGGUGUUACUGUGUAUCGCAGACCUCCUCUGUGGCCUGUCAGUGGACCCGGCUAUGUUCUAUGUCUUCCGAGGCUUAGCUGGUGUGGCCGGCGGUGGUGUCACCUCUUUGACAAUGAUUAUAGUCUCUGAUAUUGUUACAUUAGAGAAGAGAGGCAAGUAUCAGGGAAUUCUGGGUGCGUCUCUUGGUGUCGGAAAUAUCAUCGGACCAUUCCUAGCCGCUGCAUUCAUCAUGCGUUCAACAUGGCGUGGCUUUUUCUGGUUGAUCUCUCCAUUGGCCGCUUGCUCUGCCAUUGUGGGAUAUUUCCUCAUCCCAAACAAUGCACAUAAGGAUAGCUUCCGCAAAAAUAUCUCCCGUAUUGAUUGGUUCGGUAUUCUUGCGUCUUCUAUUGGGAUCAUCUUUCUGUUGAUUCCCAUCUCAGGAGGUGGAUCAUAUUUCCCAUGGGAUUCACCGAUGGUUAUCAGUAUGCUGGUGAUCGGAGGUUGUGCCUUUAUCGCAUUUUUGUUCAUUGAGUGGAAAGUGGCUACACUGCCGAUGCUACCAAUUGUUUUCUUCAAGAACAAAGUCGUCUCUGCAAUUUUUCUGCAGAGCUUCCUGUUUGGUGCAGUAUACCAAGCAAACCUUUACUAUCUGCCGCUAUACUACCAGAAUGCCCGUGGCUGGUCACCCAUUGCCUCUGCUGCCUUGACGAGUCCUAUGGUUGCUGCCCAGUCGAUUUUCUCUAUCACAUCAGGGCAAUACAUCUCACGCAUGAAGCGCUAUGGAGAAAUUAUCUGGAUUGGAUUUGGGUUGUGGACCUUGGGCUCGGGGUUAAUGCUGUUAUUUGGCAACCACACCCAUCCCGCUGUAAUUGCAGUCAUAGUGGCAAUCAUGGGUAGCGGGAUCGGCUUUACCUUUCAACCCACCCUUGUCGCCUUGCAAGCCCAUUGCACAAAGUCCCAACGAGCAGUCGUGAUAGCGAACCGCAACUUCUUCCGUUGCAUGGGAGGUGCUUGCGGUCUCGCAGUAUCGGCUGCCCUUCUUCAAGCGACCCUUGGAUCUAAUCUACCGGCAAAUUUCGCAUACCUAGCGAAAUCAUCGUACUCGCUUCCUUCGAGAUCGAAUCUUAGUGCUGUUGAAUGGGCUCAGAUAUUGCUGGCUUAUAGCAAGGCAUCUCAUUCAGUCUUUAUUCUACAGGUCCCGCUUAUUGGUAUAUGCUUCCUGGCAUGUAUCUUCAUACGUGACAGAGGCUUGGAACGGCCCAAGGAACCAGAAGAGAUCGAGGAAGAGAAGAGGAAGGCCCAAGCGGAGAGAGAUGCCGAGGCUGCGAUUCCUGAGCAGCCCUUGGAAGAAAAUACCCAUCACCAGAUAUCCUACCAGAUUAAAAAGCGUCCUUCUCUGUCGAGAUUUGCCGAAUCAUCGAUGCCACCUUCCCGUGCGGAACCAAACCUUGAAGGAGAUGAAAAGAAGUAG